Molecule: messenger RNA, 2566 nt
Organism: Cloeon dipterum
Lineage: Eukaryota; Metazoa; Arthropoda; Insecta; Ephemeroptera; Baetidae
Gene: Plap
Product: phospholipase A2 activator protein
Exons: 9
Coding region: 205-2502 (765 amino acids)
Biological process (GO): proteasome-mediated ubiquitin-dependent protein catabolic process; ubiquitin recycling
Cellular component (GO): cytoplasm; nucleus
Molecular function (GO): ubiquitin binding
Source: RefSeq, a predicted model, not a curated record
CCUGUAGCCUGGUAGAGUGCCGCCCAUUUUUCUUGACAAGCACUAUCCAAAAACAAAACACUGAAAACACAAAACCCAAAGACCGAGGAUUAGAGAAGACCUAAGUCACGAAUGCAACAUAUAUCAGAAUAGUCAUUAAGGCUUGCUAUUCUAAACGGUACAAAUUGUCUGAAUUUCUUGUCACCACCCAAUCCUUUGCAAGAGAUGGCUGACCCAGCCGGCUACAAGUUGAGCAACGUCCUCUUAGGACACACCGGCGACGUAAGAGGAGUUGCCGUCACCCAGGACGGAGCCGUUUUGUCCGCUUCCAGAGACAAAACGGCUAAACUAUGGAGAUUAGACAGCACUCACCCUAUGGCAGUUCAAACCUACAAAGGGCACACAAAUUACGUUUCAUGCGUGUGCGCGGUGCCUCCCAGCGACACUUACCCUGAGGGACUGGUCCUGAGUGGAAGCAACGACCACUCAAUCUGUGCCUUCAACCCUGCAACCGCAGAACUUUUAUUUGUGCUUGAGGGUCACACCAAUGUUGUUUGCUCUGUGAACUUGACGAGUGAGGGUUUCGUGCUGAGUUCAUCUUGGGACAACACCGCCCGAGUUUGGACUGAUAAGACUGAGAUCCUGAAACUCGAGGGUCAUUCCGCCUCAGUUUGGAGUGCGAUUGAACUUCCGGGCAGCAAGCUGUUGGUCACUGCCUCUGCCGACAAAUCUAUCAAGAUUUGGGAAGGUCCCAAGUGUCAAAAAACUAUUACUGGCCACGAAGAUUGUGUGCGAGGACUUGCUGGCGUGUCCCUCAAUGAGUUUCUGUCUUGCGCCAACGACGCCACUGUCCGCAUGUGGACUGUCAAUGGCGAUUGCCUCGGCGUCUUCUAUGGACACAGCAAUUACAUUUACAGCAUUGCUUUGUUGCCUGACAAAAGUGGAUUUGUCACUUCUGGAGAGGACUCGAGCGUGAGAAUUUGGAAGUCGGAUGGAGAAACGCAGCAAGUGAUUCAGAUGCAAUGCCAGAGUAUCUGGGCUGUGACCGUGCUGCCAAAUGGUGACGUGGCAGCUGGCUGCAGUGACAACGUUGUCAGGGUUUUUAGCAAAGACUCAUCUCGACAUGCUGAACAGAGCGAACUGGAAAAGUUUGAGGAGGAAGUUUCGAAUUUCGGCAAGAGCAAAGGAGAUGAGCUCGGAGAAAUCAAAGUCAAUGACCUGCCUACUGAAGCAGCUCUUCUCGCUCCUGGCACAAAGGAUGGACAAACAAAGCUUAUUCGAGACGGAGGCGAAAUUAUUUGCUAUAACUGGUCUGCAGCACAGAAUCAAUGGAUCAAAGUUGGUCCAGUUGUUGGUGCGAAAAAUCCUACCGAUGGCCGUACGAUGUUUGAGGGAAAGGAAUAUGACUUUGUCUUCAGCGUCGAUGUUGAAGAAGGGAACCCUCCUCUGAAACUUCCCUUCAACAAAACAGAGGAUCCAUACACAGCUGCUCAAGCAUUUAUCCACAAGAACAACCUGAGCCAAUAUUACCUGGACACCAUUGCCAACUUCAUCAUCAAAAACGCAGGCAUAACUACCAUGCCUGCCGCUCCUCAGGGUACUUUUGUUGAUCCUUUCACUGGAGAGAGUAGAUACGUGCCCGGUUCAUCAACGCAGUCAACUGGACCCACCUCUGCCAACCCAGAUCCAUUUACAGGAGGAAGCAGCUACACCAGUGCUGCUGCAAAUAGUGAGAUUGCGGCGGCCAGUAAUUCAACUCAACACCACUAUCACCUGUUUGAGCAGGGAAAAGCAGAAGUUAUGGCCAAUAAGAUUCAAGAGUUCAACAAAACCUGUCUUUUGCCAUUGAGCGAAGACGCUAUUUUCAAAGCAGUCGCCCUUCACGACCCGAAUGCCCCAGCAGAAGAGGCAGCCAUUCGGACGCUCCAAGCUCUAUUGGCUUGGGACAAAGAUAAGCUGUUCCCUGUGCUUGACCUGCUGCGCCUGGCGCUGCGCAACAGAACUGUGAACGACGCCAUCUGCUCUGGUACUUUCAUGAAUAACUUCAUCGACAUUGUCUUGCGACCUUCACUGACAAAUCAAGCACCUGAAUUGACACGACUGACUGCUUUGAGGGUAGUGACCAACAUGGUCGCACAUCCUGCUGGUGAAAAACUUGCUCAGGAAAACGCAGAGUUCUUCCUCAACUGCGCUACCCAAUUGACUCUGCCCAAUGACAACCCCAAUGCCAGACAGCAAGUCGCCGUCGCCACAGUGCUCUUUAACUACUCAGUUGCCUUUUUGAAAGGACAUACAGAUGUGCAGAAGCUUGUUUAUCCCUUGGCCCUGACCAUUUUGCCUCGCCUCACGGACAUGGAAGCCAAGAACAGGAUGCUGAGAACUCUUUCCAAUUUUCUUGGAAAGUCUAACCAAGCCAUGUUUGCUCAGGCAGUGGACAAGAAACUUUCGGACGAGCUUGCUGUCCUCAUUGCUGAACCCAAAACUUCGGAACUGGCGAGCCAACUUCUCUCAAUUUUGCCUUAAUUUAUAAUUUAGCUUCGUUUUGAUGAUGAAAGAAAUAAAAGAAUAGUUCUUAACUGUCACAUUA